CACCUUCAACCACCCUGUCUACUACAACGACGACCACCACCAUGCCAACACCUGUUGAUUUCUUACCCAAUGGAUGCCCUCUGAACCCUCUUAUCCACUGGCUGCUGCCUCACCCAACGGAUUGUAACGCCUUCUACUACUGCGUUUGGGGAGAUUUGGUGUUGAGACACUGCCCUGCCAAUUUACAUUUCAACAGAACGAUUCAGAAACGGUGCUGGACUAUUCAAUUGGAUCUGAAACUCACAAUGAAAGGAAUAAUAACAUUAUUGGUCAUCGUGUACGCGGCCGUGGGGCGGGCCCAACUAGAAGAAUGCCCGAAAGAACAGGAAUCAAACUGGGAAAUUGAAUGGUUGCUGAGACACGACGAUUGUGAAAAGUUUUAUAAAUGUACAUUUGGUAAACCCGUUGAGAUGAGUUGCCCGCCUGGUCUUUGGUUCAACCUGAAUACAUGGCGUUGUGACUGGCCACAAAACGUAGAUUGUGAGGACCGUAAUAUUCCUGGGGACCCAACAACGAGUUCGACAACAACAACAACUACGACACCACCGCCAACCACCCCGUCUACUACAACAACGACUACGACACCACCACCAACCACCCUGUCUACUACAACGACUACAACGACUACGACACCACCGCCAACCACCCCGUCUACUACAACAACGACUACGACACCACCUACAACCACCCUGUCUACUACAACGACUACGACACCACCUUCAACCACCCUGUCUACUACAACGACGACCACCACCAUGCCAACACCUGUUGAUUUCUUACCCAAUGGAUGCCCUCUGAACCCUCUUAUCCACUGGCUGCUGCCUCACCCAACGGAUUGUAACGCCUUCUACUACUGCGUUUGGGGAGAUUUGGUGUUGAGACACUGCCCUGCCAAUUUACAUUUCAACAGAACGAUUCAGGUUUGUGACUGGCCUUGGGCCGCCGGAUGCCCAGCCUCGUUCAACAAACACUUGCCAUCCAGACAGUUACUGAGAUACCCUGGUGAACAUCACCGGUGCAGCAUGACGAGUAAGAAGUACACUUCGCGCUUGUUGCUGGACAACGGCAGUACAGCGAACUUUAUUACGCAGAGUUUAACUGAGAAGUUGGUGUCACUCCCGAGCUUACUUACUUUUGAGAGCUUGACAAUGUUUCGUCUAAACAUUCGCGAUCACUCGAAAAUCGGAUGUGUGAGCAACAAUUCGCUCAAAACACGUUUUGCAACCAUGAUGUACAUGUCGAACAUGGGUGGGCGGGGAGAGGUGGAGGGUAUGAGUUCCAGAAUAAUUAGCGUGGAUGCUGCCAUGGUAGCUUAUGAGAAGGGGAGAACGGCAGACCUUAUAGGAUGUGUCAGGGCUUCAGAACAUCAUGAAGUCAUCGUGUACGAGAACAGGGGUGAGGACUUGAGUUUCCUCAAAAAGCCAGUUCGAUACGCGCUGAGGGUGGAUUCUCCAAGCGGCUUAGAGCAUCUACAACAAAGAUAUUGGCAACAAAGCGCUCUGCGACAACAUCAACAAAACACCGAGAGGGAAAAUAAAAAAUUAGAAUCACGAAGUAGAGUGUGGGCAAUAACAGCGGCCGUAAGCUCAGUAACCGGAUUGAUUUCGUCACCCUUCAGGAAAAAUGUGGUCAAAUCUGCUCAAGGAUUAGGAGGCGCUCAAAUACAGUCUCCUCCCUCCAGGUCAUCACCAACAAGAGCAGCUAUGGGUCGCGUUUGUCCGCCGAGGCUUCGACAAGCGUCCACUACCAGAGACCAUGCCGUAAAUGCUUUUCUCGAGUUUACCGCAGUGGUGGAGGCAACCAGGCAGGUCAACAUGCGGAAAUGCGAAUCCAUUCUGCAGACUUACCUGCUAGGAAACGAGCUAAUAUUUAAUGAUAGAAUCGAAGCAGCAGGAGCAGUCAUAUACGACAACAAUGCUUCGAGGGUACUGAGAGGAACCUCUAUAACUCGAAGAAUAAUUGCAUCAUUGGUCAUCGUGUGCACGGCCGUGGGGCGGACCCAAUUACAAGAAUGCCCGAAAGGACAGGAAACUAAUUGGGAAAUUGAAUUGUUGCUGAGACACGAGGAUUGUGAUAAAUUUUAUAAAUGUACAUUUGGUAAACCCGUUGCAAUGAGUUGCCCACCGGACCUUUGGUUCAACCUGGAAGAAUGGCGUUGUGACUGGCCACGAAACGUAAAUUGUGAGGACCGUAAUAUUCCUGCCCUGUCAACAACGAAGAGCUCGAUAACUACCUCAAUUACUACUUCGACUAUGCCAACCUGCACCACCUUCGUACCUCGACCACCUAGUCAUCCCAAUGGAUGCCCUAUAGACCCAAGCAUCCACUGGUUGCUGCCUCACCCGACUGAUUGUUCCGCCUUCUACCAUUGUGUCUGGGGAAGACUAGUGUUGAGACACUGUCCUGCCAAUUUACAUUUCAACGCAAAGAUUCAGACAACAACGACGAGCUCGACAACUACCUCAACUACUGCUUCGACUACUACGACUACGACUCCGACUACGACUACGACUCCGCGUUCCACCAGCACCGUCACCCCCUCCACCGUAUUUACAACUCGACCACCUAGUCUACCCAAUGGAUGCCCUAUAGACCCAAGCAUGCACUGGUUGCUGCCUCACCCAACUGAUUGUUCCGCCUUCUACCAUUGUGUCUGGGGAAGUCGAGUGUUGAGACGCUGUCCUGCCAAUUUACAUUUCAACGAAUUCAGACAGUCGGAUUUGUAUCUCACAAUGAAAGGAAUAAUUGCAUUAUUGGUCAUCGUUUGCGCGGCCGUGGGGUGGUCCCAAUUACAAGAAUGCCCGAAAGAACAGGAAACUAAUUGGGAAAUUGAAUUGUUUCUGAGACACGAGGAUUGUGAUAAUUUUUAUAAAUGUACAUUUGGUAAACCUGUUGCAAUGAGUUGCCCUCCGGACCUUUGGUUCAACCUGGAAGAAUGGCGUUGUGACUGGCCACGAAACGUAGAUUGUGAGGACCGUAAUAUUCCUGCCCAGACAACAACGACGAGCUCGACAACUACCUCAACUACUGCUUCGACUACUACGACUACGACUCCGACUACGACUACGACUCCGCGUUCCACCAGCACCGUCACCCCUUCCACCGUAUUUACAACUCGACCACCUAGUCUACCCAAUGGAUGCCCUAUAGACCCAAGCAUUCACUGGUUGCUGCCUCACCCAACUGAUUGUUCCGCCUUCUACCAUUGUGUCUGGGGAAGUCGAGUGUUGAGACGCUGUCCUGCCAAUUUACAUUUCAACGAAUUCAGACAGAUUUGCGACUGGCCUUCGAACGCCUCAUGUCGAGUUUGAUUUCAAGACUGUCACUGAGUUAAUUUACCUGAAGACCACAUGACUGCAACGAAUUCAAAUGAGACAAUAUGAAAAUGUAUAUUUCUUAUAAUAAUAUUUUGUACCUAACAAUAUUUUUGUAAAUAAAAUCUAAGCAAGCUUAUA
Molecule: messenger RNA, 3455 nt
Organism: Spodoptera litura
Lineage: Eukaryota; Metazoa; Arthropoda; Insecta; Lepidoptera; Noctuidae
Product: peritrophin-1-like
Cellular component (GO): extracellular region
Molecular function (GO): chitin binding
Source: RefSeq, a predicted model, not a curated record